UUUUUUAAUAUUUCUUUUUUUUUGUGCCGCUGGCGAAAAUUGUUUCGAAGUUAGGGGCCAGGGGGCUGAAAUUCCCUUUUUUCCAAAAACCCCGCAAAAUAAAAUUUUUUGCGGGAUCCCACAGGGAGUAACUUUUAAAAACGCGUUUGCGGGACGGAAUCCCGUCAUUCCUCCUAAUCCCGUACUCCCGCAAAUAGAAAAAAGUGCGGGAUUGCGGGAGCAGUCUUAUAAAAAUUAAUUAAAAUUUUAAUUUUAGGGGUUAAAAUUUUAGUAAAUUUUUUAAUUAAAUAAAAUACUGUUUUGUUGAUCAAUGCGAAUUAAAGCAAAAUUUCCUGAAAUAACUGGACUUUUACCAAAUGAGGAAGAAACGGCAAAAUUGAAUCGUUGGAUAAAUGAAUUACGUCGAAAAGGAAUAACAGUAGAAUCACAUAUUCGGCUUUUUGUUUUUGAAUUUGUUGAAAAUGUUGGGAAUGAUUUUGAUGAAUUGGUUAAACAUUUCGCAAAUCACAAAGUUGACGAAUUAAAUAAUUUAUAUAAAAUUGCUUUGGAAAGGGCGUUAGUUUUGGGUAAAGAAGCUACAGAAGCAGAACGUGAUGCUUUGAGAGCAACAAAAGCAAAUCUUUUUAAAAUUAUUUCAAGUUCAAAUAUUCCUGAUUCUUUGCCUAUUCUUUUGGCAAUUAUUGCUCGUUGUAGAAAUGCUGAUCCAGUGGCUUAUGCCGAAUUGCAUUUAAAUGGUCUUGCAACUAUUGAUUAUUAUAUCCGUUUAUUUUCUCCCAAUGAUCGUUUUAAAGUGGAUCGUAUUCGUUGUGUUCUUGAACCUAAACACAUUUUUCGAUGGUUUUCAAGUAAAAAUAUACAUGAAUAUGAUCAUUUAUUGGAAAGAGUUGAAAAAAUUUAUUCUUUAAAUGACCCUACUAAACGAGGUUUUUUUGUAUCUUUUAUGAAUUUUUUCAAUUUAAAAUUUUUAGAGAUUGAAGCAGCUGCUUGUUUAUUUAUUCGUGGAUUAGUUCAUUGUACAGAUGUGGCCGAUUCUACAAAAAAUUUUGGGGCGAACAAAUUAAUUGGUGCUGGUCUUCCAAAUUCUGCUGAACUUUUUGCGGAUUUGGUUAAUAAUGAAGAAGAGCCAACUACUCCUAGAGACCAAAAAGAUUAUUUAAAAUAUAAAACUUGCACUAAUGUAUUGGAAUAUGAACCUGAAACUUAUGAUUUACGACCUUAUCAAAACGAAUUGGUUUUGCAUGCUAACAAAGGUCGAAAUACAAUUAUUUGUGCACCAACUGGAAGUGGAAAAACUUUGGUAGCUGUUGAUAUUAUAAAAAAUCAUUUAACAAAUCGUCAUCGUGCUGGAAAAGUUGGAAGGUGUGUAAUGCUUGUACCAACAGUUCCUUUAGUUGAUCAACAAUCUUUACAUUUUGUUCAAUUUCUCACAGAAUAUAGAGAUAAUUAUCGUCCAAAUAUUGCUUAUUGGGUAGAUGGUUUUAGUGGUUGUGAAAAUAUUUUGGAAGGCCGGGCUUAUCGUUUAUUGUCUGCAGACAUUUUGGUUAUGACACCACAAAUAUUAAUAAAUAUGUUAGAAAGUAUUUUACGUUCUGAACGUGUUUAUUUUGCUGAUUUUACUUUAAUUAUAUUUGAUGAGUGUCACCAUGCGACAAAACUACAUCCAUACAAAAGUUGGUAUUUUAUAUAUUAA
Meloidogyne enterolobii is the source of this 1690-nucleotide messenger RNA. Lineage: Eukaryota; Metazoa; Nematoda; Chromadorea; Rhabditida; Meloidogynidae. The record is from the annotation of a GenBank genome assembly.